CGACAAGAUGGAAUUUAUGACUGCUCUCUCCGGCGGCUACGAUGAUCAGAAACCUUCGCUCUUCGAAAUCCUGUCCGAGAACGAACUCAACUCACUCAUCCCACCAUCGCUCCGCUACCUCCUCGCAGUCGCAACACAUCGCAACCCGCGCUACCUGCUCCGAAUCCUAAACAACUUCGACGAAAUCUAUGCCCUCCUCUCCCUCGCAGUCGAGCGCUUCUAUCUACGAACAUACGGCGGAGGCUUCACCGAGAACUUCUACGGCCUCAAACGCGAACGAGUCCUCCGAAUCAAAGGAGGCGAAAUCACUCGCGCAAGACUAGGCGCAGCGAAAGAAGUCCGUGAGACCUUACGACUUCGAGAUGGAGAUGUCUGGAGAAAUCUGGCAGUUAUGGUGGGAAUCCCAUAUUUGAAGCGGAAACUGGACGAAUCGUAUGAUAUCCAUGCCAGUGGAAUCAAUAUGCUGGGACCGGCGUAUCGCGAUGGUGAAAGAUAUCCUGCGGAAGGAAGUUGGAGGCAAAAGAUCAUGUGGGCGUAUAAAUGGUUCUUGAGGAGGAUUUAUCCUACUGUCAAUGCGGCGUAUUACUUCUCAUUGCUGGCUUUUAAUUUGGCGUACUUGUUUGAUGGGACGAAGUAUCACAGUCCGUUUAUGUGGAUUAUUGGGACGAGGGUGAGGAGACUAGGAGAGGCGGAUCAUAGGGCUAUUGCUAUGGCUGCUGAGAAGAUGGGUGAGGCACUUCCAGCAAGACCAGGACAGGCGAAUGCUGGAAUUCUGCACCCUAGAAAUCUUUCGAGAGUGGUGAAGCCGAAGGUUGUGACGGGUUUGAAAUUGUUGCUGCCGACUAGUAUCUUUGCGCUGAAGUUUCUGGAGUGGUGGCAUAACUCGGAUUUCGCACGACAGCUCUCGAGAAAGGCGAACGAAGGAUUGGAGUUACCGCCUCCCACGAUUUCUGGACUACCUGCUGCCGCGCCGCCUGCGGCAGCGAAGGAGAAGAAGACGGCGGAAUUUGCAGACGAGAAGGGCGAACGACCAUCUUCGUCGCGACGCGAUAGUGGCAUUGGUGGCCCACCAAUAUCUUCAACGUCUAUGCUGCCCAUCCUCACAGUUCCCGCGCCGCACUACUCGUCGCCGUCUGAUCCUGAAUCGACCAACACCACUUCUGUGUGCCCAAUAUGCUCUGGUCCUAUUCAGACUGCUACUGCCGCCCAGACGGGGUACGUAUACUGCUAUACAUGUAUAUACAAGUGGGUUGAUGGCACGCAUGCGAGGCAGGAAGCUUUCAUGGAAGGGCAUGGUGAGGAGGAAGACGCGAAGGGCUGGGCUGAGGAGGGUGGUGGGAGCCGGGUUGGUAGGUGGGAAAGUGGUGUAGGGAGAGAUGCGGUAACGGGCAGAAGAGUGCUUGGGGGGACAAGUGGGUUGCGGCGGGUAAUGGUAUAGUGAGUCUCUCCAGGCUGUGCCUCUGGGUCUGCCGGGUUUCGACUUUCAACGGCAAACGCCCGCCGUUCAUUCCGCCCAAGAUGCAUAUUGGUGGAUUCACCGCUCCGGAAGAUACAAGUGCAACAACGAGUGCCAUGCCCACAGCAAGGAGGCCAUCGGACCGCUGGACUUGAAGCUCUGAAGAUGCAAGAAGCGCGAGAGAUUUUCGUUUGCAUCUUCUGGAUGCUGUAGACGCAGCGCUUGAACUAUAUUGUUGCAUACGAAGACCAAUGUUUACGCCG
Pseudocercospora fijiensis CIRAD86 is the source of this 1719-nucleotide messenger RNA. RefSeq lists its product as uncharacterized. Gene Ontology annotation, molecular function: zinc ion binding; protein binding; ubiquitin-protein transferase activity. Gene Ontology annotation, biological process: protein monoubiquitination; protein import into peroxisome matrix. The record is from RefSeq and is a predicted model, not a curated record. Lineage: Eukaryota; Fungi; Ascomycota; Dothideomycetes; Mycosphaerellales; Mycosphaerellaceae. Gene Ontology annotation, cellular component: peroxisomal importomer complex; peroxisomal membrane. Bases 8 to 1438 code for a protein of 476 amino acids. The transcript has a single exon.